GGGCAGCGUUGAUGGCAGUCCCCAGCGACCGAGAUCCGAGGGAUCCGGAUCCGAUGACUCGGGAUCCGCCAGACGUCGAGCCAGUGCCCGGAGCGCCCGUGCCUCGUACACUUCGUCCGCCUCGUCGGCGUCGGGUUCACCUGCUGCUGGGCGGAAGAAGUUAUCGAUGGCCGAAUUUCACAAGGUGGAAGGUCCCAGCGAGACCGAGACCAGCAGUUUCAGGGCCAAGGUGGCGGCAGUGUUGCGCAGCGACCUCUCGGUGAACGUCCUCACCGCGAUAAUUUUGAUUGAUACCGUGUGUACUUUGAUUGCCACAGACGCGCGUGCCAUGGGCGAUCCGCCACCCUUGUAUGUCUCUAUCAUUGGUGAAUCUUGUUUGGGCAUUUACACACUGGAAUUGGUGGUUGGCUGCUGGGUGGACGGCUUACAGCAUUUCAAAAAGCCAGAGAUUCUGUUCGAUGUCUUCACGGUGCUCUGUGGCUACCUUCACGCAAUCUUCCAGCUCUUCGAGGGUGUUUUCCCAGGAGAGCUGAGUUUCUUGAAAGAUUUGCGGCUGCUCCGUGUGAUUCGCGUCCUCCGAGUGGCCAGAAUUCUGCAGAAGUCUCGCUCCUUGAGGGAGCUGCAGAAGUUAGUAGCCAUGAUGGCCACCUGCCUGAAGGCGUUGGCGUGGUCAUUUCUAUUCUGUUUCGGCUUCAUGACUUUGUGGGCAAUGCUAAUGGUUGAAUUUGUGCAUCCAUUGAUCUUGCAGAUGCACGAGCAGGGAAGGGCUUUCCAGGACUGCAGCGAAUGCCUGGCAGCCACCUCUUCUGUGAUGCGUGCUAACCUCUUGUUGUUCAAAACAGUCAUCGCUGGCGAUAGCUGGGGCCAAGUGGCUGUGCCGGUCAUCGAGUACAGCCCCACCACGGCCAUUAUUUUCUGCGGUUCGUUGAUGACGCUGGUCUUUGGGGUGCUCAACAUGAUCGUUGCGGUGAUUGUGGAUUCCUUUGCCGAGAGUCGACAGAGAGAUGUCUUGCACUUGGCGGAGGAACUUGAACAUGAUGACCUCAAUGACACGAAGUACCUAGAGAGGAUCUUUAAUAGACUUGAUGUCACUGGAACGGGUGACUUGACUUUGGAAGAGCUGGUGAAAGGCGCGAAGACGGACCCUGAGUUCCAGAGCCGUUUGCGGGUCAUGGACAUUGACCAAGCGGACUUGGAACAGCUCUUUGAGAUGAUUGACGCCGAUGGCUCCGGUUCCAUCGAAAAGAACGAGUUCAUUCGGCCCCUGUCGCGCUGGAUCAAUGAGUCCAAGACGGCACCACGCUUCGUGAAGUACAACAUGGAACGGGCCCUCCAUCAGCAGGAGGAAAUCCUGAAGCAAAACCAUCAACAGUUUCGCAUACUGCAGGCGCGACUGGACGACCUGUACGAGUACUUGAACCCCGAGGGCUCGAAUAUCCUUGGGGCUCCCAUCCCGUACCUCCAGGGCGACAAGUCCUGUUUGUCCCCGCCUAAUCUGCCAGCCUCAUUGCCGUGGUUGGAGGGAUUAGAGGUUCACCAAGAGCCAGGCAUCGAACAACCCAAAGAGGCUAGGGCAGGGGGGCCUGGAAGCCCCAAGCUCCUGAGUGAGAAGCGCAGAUCUCAGCUGAGCCUCGGAGCUUCCAAGCCGGAAAGUACUGCUGAACAGCUUGGGGAAGGUACGGCUUCACUGGGAAACCCUGACUUCCUGCAAAGCUCGCAGAGAAUGAAGCGCCCAUCCCGGUGGUUCAGACCUUCCGUACGAGAACAUGCAGAGGCCAAGCUAUCACAAAGUGAUCAAACCAUGAGCCUGAAGCACAUUUGA
Molecule: messenger RNA, 1822 nt
Organism: Cladocopium goreaui
Lineage: Eukaryota; Dinophyceae; Suessiales; Symbiodiniaceae
Source: the annotation of a GenBank genome assembly